GGUUUAAAUCAUUUAAGGAGUAUAAAUCAAUAAAAGCGUCCAGUCUAUUUAGAGUUUUUUAACAAUCGAAGUAAAUUGAACUAUUUUUCAUUGAAUAUGACAUCGAAAUUCUUUAUUUAACAUUAAUGAACGAUUGUUUUGUAAGUAAAACCCAGUCGCGCGUGAGUAACAGAAACUCUUGUCUGAUUUCGUUUCUUAUAUCGUGAAGGAGUUCCAGACACGACUUCGGUCUCUGGCAUGUACUGUUAGGAAAAUCUGAGCUUUCUGAAACUCCGAGUGAACUGAACCAAACAGUAACUUGGCACAAUGAUUCAGAUCACGGCAGCUGACGACCCCUGCAGGAUAAAACCGUGAACAUACAACGAGAACACCAGAGUCUAAUAAUGACUACACAAAAACACAAAUGCUUUCAAGAAAUGCGAUCUUCAAAUCAUUAAAUACUAAAUAUUAUUCAUACAAACAUAUAUGUGGACUUUAUGUAUACAUUGUGUUCUUUAUAAGGUCAUUUAUAAUAUCAUUGCCCCUCUGCCAGUCUACUGACCACUGAACCAGGGAGCUUUUUCAGACUCACACAGAGAUUUGGAUCUUUCAUUUCUUUCUGUUAAUUAUUCUCAAACGCACAGAAAAAAAAAAAAAGAAAAUCCUGUUGAAGCAUCUACGAGGUCUACAUGACAUACUAUUAAAAGAUGGCAAUUAUUAAAGAAGAGAGUGAAGACAUGAAGAUUGAAGAAGCAUUGAGAGUAAAGCAUGAAGAUACUGAGGAACAAACAGGUGCAGGAGGAUGCCAAGGAGAGCUUGGUUCGGUGUUGCUGUCUGUCUCUCUGCGUGCGCAGCGAACACUCAACCUGAUGACACUGAAAGAGGAGAGUGAAAAACUAAAUGAAAUGGAAGAAAAAGACCAGAAACGUGAUUUCAUGAUUGUAGAAAAAUCCACAAAGACUAAGAAGUCAUCCUCACGAAAAAGAAGUCAGAAGACAGAAUCUAGCAGUUAUUUCACCUGCCGCCAGUGUGGAAAGAGACUGACUAAUAAACAAAACCUUGACGUCCACAUGAGAAUUCACAAUGGAGAGAAGCCUUUUACCUGCCAACAGUGUGGAAAGAGUUUCACUCAAAAACAAAACCUUAAAGUCCACUUAAGAGUUCACACUGGAGAGAAGCCUUACAAAUGCACUCAGUGUGGACAGGGUUUUACACAUAAAGGAAACCUUAAUGCCCACAUGAGAAUUCACAAUGGAAAGAACCCUUACAACUGCAAACUGUGUGGGAAGAGCUUCUCACGAAAAGAAAGUCUUAAUGCCCACAUGAGAAGUCACACUGGAGAGAAGCCAUUCAUAUGUGGCCAGUGUGGAAAGGGUUUAAAAUGUAAAGAAACCCUUAAUUGCCACAUGAGGAUUCACUCAGGAGAGAAUUGUCUUACAUGUCAUCAAUGUGGAAAGAGUUUCAGUCAUAAAAGAAGCCUUAAUACUCACAUUGUAAUUCACACAGGAGAGAAGCCUUUCACCUGCCCUCAGUGUGGAAAGAGUUUCUCACUUAAAGGAAACCUUAAGACUCACAUGAGACUUCACACCGGAGAGAAGCCGUUCACAUGUCUUCAGUGCAAGAUAAGUUUCACAUAUCAAAGAGACCUGAAACAUCAUUUGCAAACUCAUUCUGAAAAUAAAUUGCGAGUGUGACAAGGUUAACGAAAAGAAGCAAUUUCAAAAGUUGCCUGAACAUUCACUCUGGAGGAAGGCAGUUUAAUUGUGAUCAGUGUAACAAAAAAUAAUAAUAAUUUGCCACACUCAUGCAGAUGUUCAUGUUCUUUGUUUGUAAAGUGUUUUAAAUCAGGGGUUCCCAAAGUAGGGUUCAGGACCCCCCAGGUGGUCGCCUAACCACGAGAAAGGGUUGCAGGAUGAUUUCCAGAAAUCAAAUAAUUUUUUAAGGAUUAGAAAUAUUGUUACAUUUUAUAACUUGAAUUAAAACUAAAACUCCAGAAUGUUGCCCACCCAACCAAUUAGGUAAGAUUAAUGUUGAAAUGUAAGUAAUGAGUAAAUUGCUAUAAAAUAA
This is a messenger RNA of Carassius gibelio (silver crucian carp), 2046 nucleotides long. RefSeq names its product gastrula zinc finger protein XlCGF8.2DB. Gene Ontology annotation, biological process: regulation of transcription by RNA polymerase II. Gene Ontology annotation, cellular component: nucleus. The record is from RefSeq and is a predicted model, not a curated record. Gene Ontology annotation, molecular function: RNA polymerase II cis-regulatory region sequence-specific DNA binding; DNA-binding transcription activator activity, RNA polymerase II-specific. The coding region runs from base 687 to 1673 and encodes 328 amino acids. The transcript has 3 exons. NCBI's taxonomy places the organism in Eukaryota, Metazoa, Chordata, Actinopteri, Cypriniformes, Cyprinidae.